AUGGAGGGAACAGUAAAGCAUAAAUUACCUCCUGAAACUUCAGUUUUUUCGGCGGAACUAUGGGCCAUCCUUCAAGCCAUCCAGCUAAUCGGAGAUCUUAACACUAAGAAGAACAUCAUCUUUUCAGAUUCCGAAAGUGCAUUGGAGGCACUCAGCAACGAAUCUGCAGAUGCUGCGGCCAAACAAGCAGCCAUAGAGGGAUACAAACCCCCCUUCAAGAUCCCUUAUGAGGACCUUCUCACGGAAUCUACCGAACAAGCAAAAAGACAAUCCGAAGAAAGCAUGAAGAUCAUUUCCAAAUCCAAAGGCACUCUGUACUAUGAAAAUUUUUAUAACGCUUCAUCUAAUAAAACAUGGUUCCAUGGAGCCAACUUAUCAAGAAACGAAAUUGUAAUGAUUAACCGUCUGAGGUCAAAUCAUAUAAACGUCAACGAAAGCCUCCAUAGGGUCAACAUGGUGGAGUCUCCUGCAUGUCCCUGUGGUGAUCCCCGACAAUCAAUCAAUCACCUCAUAUUUCAUUGCGAAACCUUCAAUUCUAAUUCAUCUCCUAUAAGAAAUUACAUAGCGCAGAAAUUCCCUGAUCUUUCCCCGAACCUCCUCCCGGUCCUUCGUUCCCCUUCUCCCAAACUAUGUCGCCUGCUCUUGGCAUUCAUGAAGGCCAACGAGCUUUUCUUUUAG
This is a messenger RNA of Trachymyrmex cornetzi, 678 nucleotides long. RefSeq lists its product as uncharacterized. Bases 1 to 678 code for a protein of 225 amino acids. NCBI's taxonomy places the organism in Eukaryota, Metazoa, Arthropoda, Insecta, Hymenoptera, Formicidae. The transcript has 2 exons. The record is from RefSeq and is a predicted model, not a curated record. Gene Ontology annotation, molecular function: nucleic acid binding; RNA-DNA hybrid ribonuclease activity.